AUUGAGCAUUCCUGUGAGGAUGAGUGUCAGUUUCAAAUAUUGGGAUGAUUGUGCUGAUCCCGAGGACUUGGAAGCAAUGUGGAACCACCCUGAUGUGAGAACCGAGUGGGAAGAUGCUGGAGAGACUAAAGGGUUAAGAGUUCACUUAUUAAGGGAUCCUGAUGGACAGCCUUAUUUGACACAAACAGAGAUGAGGGCUGUGGCUGAAAUCGUUACACGUAGACAAUUCGAUUCACAGGUAGAUCCGGAGAUGAUUUGUGCUAUUGCGGAACUAGAAAGUGACAGACAGCCUCUUGCAGCACGAUAUGAUAAGAAAAACAAUCUGAUUACAAUAGGACUCAUUCAAUUAGACCCUAAAGUAGCUGAGUGGAUUGUCAGAGUUAGGACUGAAGAGUUUGUCGUCAGAGCAUAUAGAGGUGGUAGUGCAAGAAAAGCAAAUCAUAAAUCAACCCUGCCUCUUUGGAAGGGUUAUCUGCUAGUGAAAGAACGUUUUCAAUCAAGAAAACAUUUUGAUGGUCCUUUGCAUAUUGAAGUACCAACUUCGCCAACUUCACCAGCUUCACCGUCUAAGGGCGAUGACCUAUAUUGGGACAUUAGAGUUUCCUCUGAAGACAUGGAACUGAUGUGGAAUCAUCUUGAUGUCUUCAAGGAAUGGACUAAAUCUAAGGAAAUUAGGGGAAAUGUGCGGUUUUCCUGUGAUAGAGAGAAGAGACCUUAUCUUUCUCGAGUAGAACUGAGGGCAAUUGCAGAAAUAAUUGUUUCCAAGUACUUCAGUACGAGGGGAAUAAAUCCUGCAGUACUUUGUGCUCUGGCCGAUAUUGUUAGCAAUCGCUUUAUAGACGGGAACGAAUCAUCAACUGGACUAAUGGGAAUUGACUACUCUACUGCUUUCUGGCUUUACACAGAGAUGCGCUAUAGGGCUUAUCGAGUUGAUUAUGUAGGAGAUCUGACGAAUCCGUUUGCGUCCAUGUAUUUUGGAGCGGCGUAUUUGGCUUGGUUAUCAGAGUAUGAAGGAAGGGGAAGGAGUCUGCAAUUCAUCUUUGAGGCUUACGUUUAUGGUCCAAAAAGUGUACAUCUUGAAGAGACGUGUCCGAAGUGGCUUAAAUUUGAGCAAAUUUUGACCCGUUAUGAACGAACAAUAAGCCGUCAAGGGAGCUGCAACAUCAUUUAA
This is a messenger RNA of Hibiscus syriacus, 1171 nucleotides long. RefSeq lists its product as uncharacterized. The record is from RefSeq and is a predicted model, not a curated record. NCBI's taxonomy places the organism in Eukaryota, Viridiplantae, Streptophyta, Magnoliopsida, Malvales, Malvaceae. The coding region runs from base 20 to 1171 and encodes 383 amino acids. The transcript has 11 exons.